CAUUUAUUACAUAAAGUACUGACAUAAAACACCGUUCCACCACUAAAAUGGACAAGUAAUAAAAUGCUGUAAGAUAAGUAAACCGACUGAAAGGUUGAAUACAAAGUAUUUACAGUAUUGCACAGAGGCACAGUUAAUUGAAUUUUGAUAUUGCACUUGAGUGAGUUGUCAGUUUUGUUAUGUGUGGUUGACAUGGAGCAGUGUAGAUUGUAAAAUCUGACAGGAAGGAAGGACCUGCCGUCUCUCUCCUUCACACACUGCAGGGGAAGCAGCCUGUCGCUGAAGGAGCUGCUCAGUGCUGUCACAGUGUCCGGCAUGGGGUGGGACAUGUUCUCCAUCAGGGAUGACAAAGACUAUGAAAAUGCAAUCAAGUACUACUCGGAGGCCUUGGAGGUCAAUCCAUCCAAUGCUAUCUACUACAGCAACCGAAGCCUGGCAUACCUACGCACAGAGUGCUAUGGGUAUGCCCUGGCCGAUGCGACAAAGGCCCUGGAUAUAGACAAAAACUACAUUAAGGGAUAUUAUCGCCGUGCCACCUCCAACAUGGCACUGGGCAAGUUCAAGGCUGCACUUAAGGACUAUGAGACGGUAGUGAGGGUUCGACCAAAUGACAAGGAUGCAAAGAUGAAGUAUCAGGAAUGUAACAAGAUUGUGAAACAGAAGGCUUUCGAGAGAGCCAUUGCCAGCGAUGAGAUAAAGAAAUCUGUUGUCGACUCUCUGGACAUCGAAAGCAUGACGAUUGAGGAUGACUAUGAAGGUCCCAAACUUGAGGAUGGGAAGGUCACACUGAGGUUCAUGAAGGAGAUGAUGGAUUGGUUCAAAGACCAGAAGAAACUGCACAGAAAGUGUGCUUAUCAGAUUUUGGUGCAAGUUAAAGAUGUUCUGUCGAAACUACCAAGUCUUGUCGAAAUCACAUUAAAAGAGACAGAAAAAAUAACAAUCUGCGGUGACACCCAUGGGCAAUACUACGAUCUCCUCAACAUCUUCAAGUUGAAUGGCUUACCCUCAGAGACCAACCCCUAUCUGUUCAAUGGUGACUUUGUGGACCGUGGCUCUUUCUCUCUUGAGGUCAUUCUUACCCUGUUUGGCUUCAAGCUGCUCUACCCGGACCACUUCUACCUGCUUAGGGGUAACCACGAGACAGACAACAUGAACCAGAUGUAUGGAUUUGAAGGGGAGGUCAAAGCCAAGUACACAGCCCAGAUGUUCCAGCUGUUCAGCGAGGUCUUCCAGUGGCUGCCUCUUGCACAGUGUAUCAACAGCAAAGUACUGGUUAUGCAUGGUGGACUGUUCAGUGAAGAUGGUGUCACAUUGGAUGACCUCAGGAAGAUUGACAGGAACAGGCAGCCUCCCGACUCAGGUCCCAUGUGUGACCUCCUCUGGUCAGAUCCUCAGCCUCAGAAUGGCCGAUCAGUCAGCAAGCGAGGAGUGAGUUGUCAGUUCGGACCAGAUGUGACGGAGCGCUUCCUGGAACAGAACAAGCUGGACUUUGUUGUGCGUAGUCAUGAGGUCAAAGCUGAGGGCUACGAGGUCACUCACUCAGGGAAGUGCAUCACCGUGUUCUCAGCACCCAACUACUGUGAUCAGAUGGGAAACAAAGGAGCUUACAUCCACCUCAGGGGAUCAGACCUCAAGCCAGAAUUUCACCAGUUCACUGCUGUGCCUCAUCCGAAUGUCAAGCCCAUGGCGUAUGCCAACACGCUAAUGCAGAUGGGGAUGAUGUAGAGGCCACGCUAAUCUGUCUGUGACACUGACGACCUCCCAUCUGACCUGAACCAUCCCAGCCACCUCCCUCCCUACAGUGCUCGGACAUGCUCUCACCCAUGCUUAGCCUAAGGGAUCCCUCUCCCAGACAAACUUCUGCUAGUUGUGUACAGAAAACACGUGGUGUAGUUCAGAUGGGAAGAGAUCACUUACACCAGCCCAGUCAUGAAUUGGGUACAUUCUUUUACGUUAUCAGUUAAAACUGGAAAAAGAAAUUGCCCACUUGUGUGUUCCAUCACUGGGUAAAGAAGCCAACCUUUCAGAUGAGUCUCCUUGGAGCUGCUGGGUUUUCAAAUAUUUAAUAUACUCAGCAGAUGGGAUUGAAUAGCUGAUAUGUACCAAAGAUCUGUAAUGAAAAUGAUUGUUCAGUUUUCACAAGGAGCAUCUUGUGACUCUGAAACCUAGCGUUGGCCUGUUGGCCUGUGUACACAGCUUGGAGCAUUGUAAACUGGGUUAAGAGCAGCAUGUCUAUCAGUGUUUCUCAAUCUAUCCUACAGUAUGUCCGUUUUAUUUUUUUAAUUUACAGGAAUACAAAAAUGAUUACAUGUAUUAAAAAAUAAUAGAUUGAUCGUCUCUGGGUACACUCUUAAAGGUGCUGUUUGCCAUUAGUGGUGUAUUUAGUUGGUUCAGUCAUGUAGCUGGUAACAUUUAAUUUGCACUGCUUCCUGUUGAGGAAGAUAUUGCUGCUCUCCAUAUUUUGAUCCUCCACCGUCAUUGUGCCACUCACCCGGCAGCUCCUGCACAGUCUACUCUCCAGUCUAGCUUUGGUGUAAGGCAAACACUGAUGGCACUCUAGUCUCCCAUAAACGUUCAACUACUGGUGACCCAUAUGUGGAUUUCUUCAGUACACAAACGUCCAAAAUGCAAUCCUGUCUUAAAACGCACAGCUGCAUUGUCCAGUGGCCCUCAACUUUUUAAAUAAAGAAAUACACUGACGUGUAUGUAUAUAUACUGUAUCAUUGAAAGAUUCCGUGUAAUGUUUGGAGAAAAAUAUUGAAUAAAAAAAUCCAGUUCAGUGAUUUUAGAAACAA
This is a messenger RNA of Perca fluviatilis (European perch), 2795 nucleotides long. RefSeq names its product protein phosphatase 5, catalytic subunit (gene ppp5c). NCBI's taxonomy places the organism in Eukaryota, Metazoa, Chordata, Actinopteri, Perciformes, Percidae. Gene Ontology annotation, cellular component: cytosol; nucleus. The coding region runs from base 316 to 1725 and encodes 469 amino acids. The transcript has 13 exons. Gene Ontology annotation, molecular function: protein binding; protein serine/threonine phosphatase activity. The record is from RefSeq and is a predicted model, not a curated record.